Molecule: messenger RNA, 1048 nt
Organism: Alligator mississippiensis (American alligator)
Lineage: Eukaryota; Metazoa; Chordata; Crocodylia; Alligatoridae
Gene: SLC25A47
Product: solute carrier family 25 member 47
Exons: 6
Coding region: 155-1033 (292 amino acids)
Biological process (GO): transmembrane transport
Cellular component (GO): mitochondrion
Molecular function (GO): transmembrane transporter activity
Source: RefSeq, a predicted model, not a curated record
GAAAGCUGGAAAUAGGAGGGGGUUGUACAGUGCAAACUGCAUCUUCUCUGAAGGACUGAGGGGCUCUUGUUCCUCAUAAAGGCUGAAUUUGAAUCUACUUUUCCUCCACAAUUCCAACAUUUGAUCAGGACAGUUAAGGCAGCAGACCGUACAGAUGGAUUUCAUUGCUGGAGCCAUUGGAGGUGGCUUGAGUACUGCUGUGGGUUAUCCACUGGAUACAGUAAAGGUGAGAAUUCAGACUGAGAGGAGCUAUAAUGGAAUUUGGCACUGCAUUCAGGAAGUGUACAAAACAGAAAAGAUCCUGGGGUUUUACAAAGGCAUGUCCAUGUCGGUCCUCACAGUGUCGCUCAUUUCUUCUGUUUCUUUCGGCACUUACAGAAACUGCCUUUAUAACAUCUGCAGGUUAAGAUAUGGCACUUCAGAUGCAAAACCCUCAAAGGUGGAUAUUUCUCUGGCUGGUUGCGCUACUGGGGUGGUUCGGGUUCUGUUGAUAUCCCCUGCUGAGAUAACCAAAGUUCGAAUGCAAACUCAGAAACCACAUCACUCAGUUGCAACUUCCGAUCCCAGCUCCAAGCCCAAGUAUCGAGGAUCUAUGCAUUGUCUGAAAAUGAUAGCAAAGGAGGAAGGUUUUGGGGGUUUAUACAGAGGGUGUUCAGCACUAUUAUGCAGGGACUGCUACUCAUCUGCCUUAUAUUUCCUCACAUAUUCUGUCCUAUGUGAUUGGCUCACUCCAGCUGGGAAAAGUAAACCAGACAUAUUUGCUGUGCUUGUUUCUGGAGGCUGCGCUGGAAUGCUGGGGUGGGGCGUAGCAACUCCUAUGGAUGUCAUUAAGUCUCGGCUGCAAGCAGAUGAAUUAGGACAACACAAAUACAGAGGACUGAUGCACUGUGCCAGAGAGAGUGUGAAAGCAGAGGGACUCACCGUUCUUUUCAAAGGACUUGGGUUAAACUGCAUCCGUGCUUUUCCCGUGAACAUGGUGGUGUUUGUUACAUAUGAGGCUGUACUGAGACUUGCAGAACAUCUUACUAAAUAAAAACACAUCACAUCA